AUGAGCCCGUUUCUCGCUUUCUUCCUUCUCCAAAUUUUGGUAGUGCUUCUUGCUAACGAUUCACGCCAAUUUUCGCCGCCGCCGUCGUCGAUGCCCGUCACGAUUCACGUCGCCGUCGAAAUUGACCUCCUCCGGCAAGUCGACUGCUCGAGCUCCUCCGGCGAAUCGAACUUCUCGAAGCCGGCACUACCAAAACGGACCCUCAAGGUACGGUUCUAUGAGGUUGAAAUGCAUAUGGAGGGCCUCGAGAAGCUGGUUCCGGAUUGGUUUUGUAAGAAAUUGGCACGUAAUGGUGACCUUUUGUACAGCAUGAAGAAAGUUUCGGAUCUGAAGUCCAUUCGUGAAAGAGUUAAUGUCAUGUAA
Messenger RNA from Striga asiatica, 363 nucleotides. The record is from the annotation of a GenBank genome assembly. Lineage: Eukaryota; Viridiplantae; Streptophyta; Magnoliopsida; Lamiales; Orobanchaceae.